AAUCCGUAUGUAUGGUGUAAGGGAGCUGCUUGUGUCCUGCGGCCCGUGGAGGAUCUCGCUUCAAGUUGGAGCUGGCCAGGAUGCUGUAAGAUACAACAGCAGCAAAACAAGACAGAAAAUGGCGUAUCCCUCUCAGUGACGAGUGCUGACUGCCAAGCCGAUGGUUCAUCAUGAUGAACCGAGUACAGCCGGAGAAUGUGCACUCCACCAUCUUCACCCCGCGGGAGUACCAGGUGGAGCUGGUGGACGCCUGCCUACGGGAGAACACCAUGACAGUGCUGGCCUCCCGCUCCACCCGCACCUUCCUCAUCACCAUGGUCACCCGGGAAAUGGCACACCUCACACGCAGUGGGAGGCAGCGCACACUCAUCACAGGCUGGUCCGGGCCGGGGCUGGUGCGUGUUGGUGAGGCCAUCCAGCAGAACACCAACCUGGCCGUCACCACCUACACCACCCUGGACCAGGUGGACAGCUGGCCACCCCCUCGGUGGGGACAGGCCUUCAGGGAGGCUCAGGUGCUGAUCAUGACCCUGGAGGUGCUGGAGCGUGGCAUGAUGGCCGACGUCCUUCCGCUGGACAUGCUCAACCUUCUGGUCAUCACAGAUGCCCAUCGCAUGGCCACCUGCCCCACUGUCCACAAGAUCCUGAACAGCUGUGUUGGGUGUCGAAUCCUGGGCAUGACGUCGCCGGUGCUAAGCCACUCCUGCUCCCCCCCACAGCUGGAGUCCUUCCUCAACCACCUCCAGCAAGCCUCAUCCUGCAGGGUGGACACUGCUUCUGAGAUUGUCACUGUCCUACGCUAUGUAAAUAAACCCUUGGAGAAAAUUGUUAUGUGCCGGGACCCGAGUCAGGAGGAGAUGUCUGAGGUGGAGACAGAGGUUCGUCGCCUGGUCAGCCAGGCUCUGGAAUUCCUUGGGGAACACCGCUACGACCUGGUGGAAGUGUAUGGCCCAGAGUACCAGGAGUUCUGUGCUGGCCUGCCCGACCCAAACACGGAACCACGGCAGAUACUCCUCGACUUCCUGGAUGUGCUCAAUAAUUUAGGGCUGUGGUGUGCUGACAGAGCAGCUUUGUAUGCACUAGUAGAGGUGGAGAAGCUGAAGAAGAAGACUGCCUAUGAUCGUCACUACCUCCUCCUCUGUAUGAUCUUCACCGUCAUGGCUCGCAUCAGGGCUGUGGUGGAACAAGCAUUCGAUAAAUACUCAGAAUUGGAUCAAAUCCUAAAGUUUUCCACCCCUAAAGUUUUGCGGUUAGUUGAAAUCCUCCGUCAGGUGCGUCCUCAGAACUUUGUGGACCCGCGCAAAAGAAGAGACAAGUCUGAAAACAGUGAGGCUGCCAAGGGAGGCGUCCUCCCAGUGGAGGGGCCAGCGUCCCAUGGCGGUGAGGCCGCAGGAGCUGACUCAGGAGUGGUUGCCAUGCAGGCUGAGGAUGAUGAACCCAAAGAUCCAUCUGGGGAGGUCUUGGCCAAACACCCAAAAGAUUUGGAGGAGGAGGAUCAUGAGGGAGAGAAUUCUUCUGAAGGUGGAUCUCUAUCCAGUCCACACCAGUCCCCUCUAACUAGACAGAAAGAGAUCUCAGCCACAGAGAAUGUGAUGGAUAAUGUUCAAAAUAAUGGGGAGAGUGGUGAUGUUCAGGACCAGUCUUGUGAUGAAAUGAUGGACCCUGGUGUUGGUAACCCUGAGUGCAAUGGUUGUGCUGCCCAGGAGGACUUGAGCCCUGUGGGUACCAGGGACAUGGCCUCCCCCUGCAGGGCCUCCAGCAAACAGCAGCAGCAGCCACUGGCGAAUGAGGAGGUUCCCCAAAAUGGGUCUCAGCAUGAUGGGUGUGGUGGGUCACCCCUACCAGAGUGCAAUGAUGGGAGGGAACAGGAGCAGUUCACUGCAGAGUGUUCCAUCAACACUUCACUAGAGUGUCAUGCUAAUGGCUGGAGCUCCUCCCAGUCUGACAGUCUGGAGACCCUCGACUCCACACCGAGUGUUUCUGACCUGCCUGGAAAGAGUGGGAGAGGAGGGAAAGAGGGGGAAGGUGACAGCCCUCACCACAGCUUGGAAGGAAAGUUGCUCCACAAUGGAGAGCUGGAGGAAGAGUGUGGAGAGCCAAGUAAAGUACAAAUUCAUCCAGAUUCUACACAAAACUGUUGCAAUAUCCCUGAAUCUGUAGUCACUAAGCAAGCUGAAAGCAGAUCAACCUUAGAAGAGGAUUUAUGUAGGCUUAAUCUUAGGGAAUCCUCACUUAGAGUUGGCUGUGAACUUGAGAACUCUACAAACUGUGAUGUAAACAAUGGAACUAUGAGUGCCAAAAGCCACCUGCUUGAUGCUGCCAAGGUACACAGUAGUAUAAGUGCUCCACUAUGCAAUGGGUAUCAGGGUGGCAGUGAAGAGAGCUUGCCAUCCUCUGGGGAGACUCUUGACAAGAUGGACAGCCAAAGCAGCAACAUGGAGCAUGAUGGCUGCUCCACUCAGGGUGAGGAGGAGGAGUGCCCGGAGUCCCCGGAGCCGUCACAUUCAGUACAAAGUGAUCCGUCAGACUCGGAGAUCCACCAACACCAAGAAAACUCUCCCCUCACCAGUGCUCAGUCUACUACCUCUCAGCCUGCCAGUGAGGCGGCUGUCACCCCGACCCCGGCUACUCCCAGCAAGACCAACACUGGCACUGACCUUCCAAGUGCCACAAGUAACACUGCUGGCACUGACCCUUCAAGUGCUGCCAGUAACACCACAGACAUUGAUCCUCAAAGUGCCACCUGUAACACCACUGGCACUGACCCUUCAAGUGCCACCAGUAACACCACAGGCACUGAAACUCCAAGUGCCACCAGUAACUCCAUCAGCACUGACCCUUCAAGUGCUGACAGUAACACCACAGGCACUGAAACUCCAAGUGCCACCAGUAACUCCAUCAGCACUGACCCUUCAAGUGCCGACAGUAACACCACAGGCACUGACCCUUCAAGUGCCACCAGUAACACCACAGGCACUGACCCUUCAAGUGCCACCAGUAACACCACAGGCACUGACCCUUCAAAUGCCGCCAGUAACACCACUGGCACUGACCCUUCAAGUGCCACCAAUAACACCACAGGCACUGACCCUUCAAGUGCCGACAGUAACACCACUGGCACUGACCCUUCAAAUGCCGCCAGUAACACCACAGGCACUGACCCUCCUAGUCCCACCAGUAACACCACAGACAAUGACCCUCCAAGUGCUGCUAGUAAUACCACUGGCACUAACCCUUCAAAUGCCACCAGUAACACCACCAGCACUGACUCACCAAGUGCCACCAGUAACACCACAGGCACUGACUCACCAAGUGCUGCCAGUAAAGAAGCAGACAGCACAACACCGGCACCGGCGGCUGUGUCCUCGGAGGCAGCUGCCAUGGCGGACACCUUGGCCCUGCUGCUGCCUGGGGGGAAGGGCGGCAGGCGUCGGCGUGAUGAGGUGAAGGAGAAGGUGAAGGUGCAUAACCCCGAGGACCCGGACUCAGUGUGUGGACUCAUCUUUGUGCACCACCGCAACAUGGCCAAGAUCAUCUACCGCCUCCUCAAGGAGCUGAGUGACAUUGGUGGAGACUUCGCCUGGAUCUUCCCCCAGUACACAGUGGAGGCACGGGAGAGUGUGAAGGACGACCCUCGCGCUGCAGAGGCAGAGCAUAAAAAGCAAGAGGAGGUGCUCAGAAGAUUCCGCCACCACGAGUGCAACAUCCUGGUGUCCACGCGGGUGCUGGAGGAAGGCAUCGACGUGCCCCAGUGCAACCUGGUCCUGAGGUUUGACCCUCCACUGGACUACCGUUCCUACGUGCACAGCUGUGGACGGGCCAGAGGACAGGACACCUUCUAUUUCCAUCUUGUAACAAAAGCCCAAGAGAAAAUUUUCCUGCGAGACAUGGCAACCUACUCUGCUUUUCGGCAGGUGUUGGUGAGUCGGUGCAGCAGUGUGGAGGUCGGCACAGACCAGGAAGUGGAUGCAGAGGAGGCCAAUGCAUCCCAUCCUCCCUACCUGACCCCGGCCGCCGCCUCCGUCACUAUGGCCUCCUCCAUCAGCCUGCUCAACAAGUACUGUGCCAAGCUGCCCAGCGACACCUUCACUCGCCUCACCGCCAUGUGGGAGGUGGAAGAAAAGCAGCAGAACAACCGGGUGCUCUUUGCUUGCAGGAUCAUGCUUCCCAUCAACUCCCCUCUCAAGGGCACCAUUCAGGGUCCAUGGCAGGCCAAGGUGUCCCUGGCCAAGAUGGCUGCGGCCUUGGAGUGCUGCCGCUGCCUGCACGAGAUGGGCGAGUUGGACCACUACCUGCAGCCAGUGGGCAAGGAGAGUAUGAGGCUGGAUGACCACCUGUGCCCCCCACCCCCUGACGACCAGGUGCCAGAGGGAAUGCCACGCCCAGGCACCACCAAGCGCCGCCAGUACUACUACAAGAAGGUUGCCAACUGCCUGACAGGGGAGCAGCCCAAGGAGAGCCUGCCCCUCUUUGUGUAUAAGCUGGACAUGAUGCUCACCUGCCCAAUCCCUGAUGAACAAAACACCCGCGGCCGCAAGAUAUACCGCCCAGAAAAGUCAUCCCGCUCCUUUGGCAUCGUCACCACCAUACCCAUCUCCCAGGUGAGCGGGUUCCCGGUGUUCACGCGGUCUGGGGAGGUGAUGGUGCGGGUGCAGGAGGUGGGCAGUGGGGAGCGCUUCUCUCAGGACCAGCUUGAGGCCCUCCAGUACUUCCACAAGUUUUCCUUCACCCAUGUUUUGCGCCUGGAGAAGUACCCCAUCAAGUUUGACCCCACCAAUGCCAAGACAGCUUUCUACAUUGUCCCGCUCAAUAAGUUUGGAGACAAGAAUAGCAUUGACUGGGAGUUUGUGAGGAAGAUCCAGGCCGAGGGUGACCCACGACCCAUGCCGCCGCUGGACGAGGCACGCCAGAAGUUUACUUUCCAACACAGCUUGUAUGAGGACGCGGUGGUCAUGCCGUGGUACAGGAACCAGGACCAACCGCAGUACUUUUAUGUGGCUGAAAUUUGCACGCACCUGAACCCACAAAGUGACUUCCCAGACGCAGGCUUUGAGACCUUUGAGAAGUACUACCUCACCAAGUAUGGUCUCCAGAUUUGCAACCUGAGCCAACCUUUGCUUGAUGUGGACCACACCUCUGGCCGCCUCAACCUCCUCACUCCAAGACAUGUCAACAGGAAGGGGGUUGCCUUGCCCACCACCUCAGAGGAGACGAAACGAGCCAAGCGGGAGAACUUGCAGCAGAAACAAAUUUUGGUUCCUGAGCUUUGCACCAUUCACCCCUUUCCUGCCUCCCUGUGGCGCAAGGCCGUGUGUCUGCCCACCAUCCUCUAUCGCAUCAACGCCCUCCUCCUGGCUGACCAGCUGAGGAUCUGUGUGGCGCAGGAGGUUGGCCUUGGCCUGCAGACACUUGAGCCUGGUUUUUCUUGGCCAGCCUUGGACUUUGGCUGGAGUUUGGCUGACGUGCUGAAGAAGAGCCAGGAGAGCCAGGAGGCAGCUGAGGGGACAGAGCCUAGAGCCUCGGCUGGCACCACUGGCUCACAGAAGUCUAAAAAGGUUGAAUCCUCAGAGAGCUGCAAGUCCCCGACCCCCAAGAAGACGGCACGUAGUGGGGUGGACAUGGAGAUUGGAACCUGGUCCAAUGACAUGGCAGUGGACCCCCCCACCCCACCCAUUACUGAGGAUGACCUGAAUGGGUCUGAUGACUUUGAAAUUGACACUUUUGAUCCCAACUUGGCACUGCCAGAUAACCUUACACUCCUGGAGGGCUGCUCUCUGGGUGAUGAUGACAUGGAGGGAGAGCUUGGAGCAGACUGGGGCACCGGACUGACAGAACGCCACGCCAAGGGAUCCUCCAAGGGUAGCGUCAGUGGGGGGGAGAUCUUCCGCGUUGGCUCACCCUCCAACUUUGAGAUUGACGGCUGGGACAUGUUUGGGGGCCCAGGUGGAGCAAGCUACGGGGGGAACUAUGGUGCCUAUGAUGCUUAUGGAGGCUGUGGGGAUUUCCAGGGACUGGCAGAUGACCUCGAAGGUUGUGAAUCUGACGUGUCAUCAGACAUGGACGAUGACGAGAAGAGCCAGACAGACAAACUGUGGGACGAAGAGGCCAGCAAGCGUCGGGCCAGCACGGCCAUCGACGACGCCUCUUCUGACGAGGAGGUGGACCUGGUGUGGCCUCAGGAAGAGGAUGAAGUGCGUCAGGCUAAGGAGGAGGAGUUUCAGAGGCAUCUGGAGGAGAAGCAGCAGGACCUGCUGACCGGGCAAGCCUACUUAUCUGAGAGCGCCCCGCUGCUGGUGGAGAAGGCACACAGACGCCUGGUUGAACACGGUGCUGCUGUGUCCUCAGAGAAGGAGAGUGUACCUGUGGGAAAAGCUACAAUACAAGGCUGUGAAUUGUUAUCUUCAAAGUGCUGUGAUAAUGCUCAACAAUCUACCUCACCUGCUACUGCGAUUGUGAACCGCACUGAAACUCUCUCUCUCACCCAGUCAGACAAAGGUGCUGAAGUUUCUCAGUGGAGGAACCUGCCUGGCGAGUCGUCAUUCAGCUUUGAUUACCAGCCCGACCUCCUCAACCACCCGGGGCCACCCCCCAGCGUCAUCCUUCAGGCACUCACCAUGUCCAACGCCAAUGACGGCGUCAACCUGGAGCGUCUGGAAACCAUCGGAGACUCCUUCCUCAAGUAUGCCAUCACCACCUUCCUCUACUGCACAUACCCCCACCGCCACGAGGGCAAGCUGAGCUACCUGCGCUCCAAGCAGGUCAGCAACCUUAACCUGUACCGCCUGGGCAAGCGCAAGGGCCUCGGGGAGUGCAUGGUGGCCACCAAGUUUGAGCCUCACGACAACUGGUUGCCUCCCGGAUACUUUGUUCCCCGAGAGCUGGAGGAGGCGCUCAUUGACUCCGGGGUGCCAGCCGGCCACUGGAACAUGGCAGACCUCCCGGGGCUGCACGACUUGGCCAGUGACGAGAUUCGGCGGCUGGUGCAGGAACGCUCAGAGCAGAUCAAGCGCAGCAAGUCAGAGCAGGUGACCAACGACCUGGUGACAACCCAGAACCCCCACGACCUGCCCAUCUUCAUUCCCUACAACCUGCUGACUCAGCACAGCAUCCCAGACAAGAGUAUUGCAGACUGCGUGGAGGCCCUCAUUGGGGCAUACCUCACCACCUGUGGUCCCCGCGGUGCCCUGCUCUUCAUGUCGUGGCUGGGCAUCAAGGUACUGCCCUGCAGGUAUCAGGAAGGAAGUGGCUCCUCUCUGCCUCAGAUCACAUACGGACACCUGGAGCCCCCCCAGUCACCCCUCCACCACUCUCCUGACGUGGACACAGACUGUCGCCUGGACUUGCUCCUGAGUGGUUACCUGGUGUUUGAGGAGAAGAUUGGCUACACCUUCCGGGACCGUUCGUACUUGCUGCAGGCCUUCACUCACGCUUCCUACUAUAGGAACCGCCUCACUGAUUGCUACCAGCGACUGGAGUUCCUCGGCGACGCUGUGCUAGAUUACCUGAUAACUCGUCACCUGUAUGAGGACAAGCGUCAGCACUCCCCCGGGGCCUUGACAGACCUGCGCUCAGCCCUGGUCAACAACACCAUCUUUGCCUCUCUUGCCGUCAAGUAUGACUUCCACAAGUACUUCCGUCACUUCUCCCCCGGCUUGGACCGUGUUGUGAGGGACUUUGUCAAGAUGCAGGAAGAAAAUGGCCACAAGAUCAAUGAGGAGUACUACUUCAUGGAGGAAGACGAGUGUGAGGCAGCAGAGGACAUCGAGGUUCCUAAAGCGCUUGGCGAUGUGUUUGAGAGUGUGGCCGGGGCCAUCUUCCUGGACUCUGGGGGCUCACUAGAUGCUGUUUGGUCAGUCUACUACACCAUGAUGUGCCGAGAGAUUGAGCAGUUCAGCGGAGUUGUCCCCAAGUCACCGAUCCGAGAACUGCUUGAGAUGGAGCCCGAGACUGCCAAGUUUGGAAAGCCGGAGCGUCUCGUGGAUGGCAAGGUAAGGGUGUCAGUGGAGAUCUUCGGGAAGGGCUCCUUUGUCGGGGUGGGACGCAACUACCGCAUCGCCAAGUCCACGGCCGCCAAAAGAGCUCUGCGGCACCUCAAGAAGCUGCAGAUGAUGGCCAGCCAAGGGCUGUGAGGGAGCAGGGCAUCAGCGACACAGACAGACUGGCAGCCGGGUGUUGAUAGUGAAUGUUUCCAGUGACUCAUAGCAUGUUGAUGGAUACCAACACUUUACCUGUAGCUUUUUGUAUCUUUAUAAGGAAACUAUUUAGUGUGGGUGUGGGUGUGUGUGGGUGUGGGUGUGAGUGUGCGUGGGUGUGAGUGUGCGUGUGUGUCUCUGCAUUCACAGAUGCAAGUCUUCAUGCCUGUGUGUGUAGAGUAGAACUUGUGUGUCUGGAGCUGGUGAAAUAUGGGAGUGGUCAUGAUAUUGUUAUCUUUUUAUUGUUUAUAUUCAUAUUUUUGUUUUAUCAUGACAUUAAAUAUUCUAAUUGGAUUAGGGUUCAGUAUUAGUUGUAGGUUACAGAUUCUAUAUCCUAUUCAGUCAGUGUAUGAAUAUACCAAAAGUACAAAACCUGUAAUGUGCUUGGGAGGAUGUUGCCUGGAGAGUGCAAGCAGUGCUACACUACCUAUACCAGCUUCACCUCAGUUGUGCUCAGCUAGGCCUGGGCUGCUAGGCAGAACUUCAGUGUUGCAAACAUUUAGGUGAGGCACAGUCAAAGCACAUGGAUGUGGCCACAGACCGUAAGGCUCGUGUUUCUUUGAGCUGAACACACACGUGGUGACUUGUGUGCCAUUUCCAUGUGACUAUACUCAGCGCAGCGAGAAAUGGACGAUAGGGUAGGGCACCUGGUUUGACUGGGAUUCCCCCAUUGUUGCCACAUCUCCACAGAUCACCAGCCCGCUCUCCAACCCCGCCUGGCGAGUGUAGGUCAGGGCGAGGUAGCGGCAAGGUCGCCCUCCCCCGCUCAUAUGCCACGGUUAGGAUGGGGGAAACCUUUACACAGAAAACAUGCCUUGAUUUUGACUUCAAUGGUGGUGUGGAACAAAAGUUAGAAUAAUUUUGGAAAUAAUUUCGGAAAUACUCCAAUUUAUAUAGAAACAGAGAGAAAGAAAGAAAGACAGAGACAGAGGGUAAGGAGUUGGAGCGGGGUUGGAGAAAGAAGGCAAGCCGGUGAUCUGUGGAGAAUGGCAACAGUGGGGGAAUUCCGGUGCCCUACCCUAGUGUCCAUUUCUUGCUGGGCUGAAUAUAACAGUGUGAGCAGAGUAACCUGAGGGAUGAGCUCCUCCCCUUCCCUCUGUUGUGUUGGUGAUGCCUGUGGCUGAAGCAUCCUUGUAUGGGUAGUGGUUCAUUGGUGAAGGUGAGCAGGGCUUACUCAUGAAGCUCUUCUGUCCAGGGAGCCCCAUGGCUAGGCCUCAGCAGAGCCAUGGACAGGGGGAGUUUGGCCAUGUGCUACACAGACGUCAUCUCACCUCAGUGCUUCUCAUGUUUACUGUCUCCUUCCCAACAUCUCUGCCUGAACACAGGCUAACAAAUAGUUGAUAAAAAUGUAGUAUUUGGAAUAACAGCAGCUUGUGUUCACGUAUGAGGGCUGGGUGGGAGGCAGCCAGCAUGGGCAGCAUAGAGGCAAAGUUGCGUCUAGGGAGCAGGUGACCGACCUUUCCCUCUCCACGCCUCUGGGCCUCCAUGGGGUGUCUGCCCGCCAGCAUGCGGCGCCUUGCACCCCCAAGCCUGCUAUCACAACUGUGCCGCCAUUUAGCUGUGAUGAUUUACCUGACACUAAGUUCAAAUUUAAGUGAAGUUUAGUAUUUCAAUUACUGCUUGGUGUUUUAUGUGCAAAUUUGUUUAUUGUUAAAUUCAAAUGGUUUUAAGUAUAAUAAUUAACACUAAACAUUAAGUUAUGUAAUAUUAUACAGUAUGAAUUUUAAGUUGGUUAGUUAGCAGCAAAACUGCCAUGGUUUAGAUAUAUUUGCCUGGAAUGGUUUAGCUUUGUUUAGCAUCGGCAACAAAAUCUGGUGGUUCCUGAGCCAUGGCUAACACUCGGGUAUAUACUGAAUGCUUGUCUCACUCUUGCUGGAGCCAUCGCCUCCUCCUCCUCCGCCUCCUCCUCCUCCUCCUCCUCCUCCUCUGCACUUUCCUUCACACCACACCCUUCCAAUCCUUUUAUCUUCCUCAUCCUCGUUCUUCUCCUUUGUCGUUUUGCUUUACUUUCUCUUCUGCUGCUUCUACUUCCUAGUUAAGGCCUUGUUGUUGCCACAGAUUUUGUGGUCCAAGUCCUCCACUUUAAGGUUUGUCUGUAUUGACAGUCAGGGUAUUCUAUGGACACCUGUUCAUUAGUAUACGAGUCAUAGGUAGUGAGUGGGGAGGCCUUCAGUGGUUGGUUGUUGAUUGACGAUGAGACGAUGGCACCACAUGUACACUGGAAACUACUAUACUCCAUUCCAGUGACUGUCAAAAGUAGUGUUCAUCUUAUAACAGCUGUGCUGGCACAGGUUAACACAUUGUUUCUUCAAGCUUUGCUACAUCACCGUCAAUCUCAUGUGUCAAAAUCCACUCAGAUAGACUUUUCAUCAUGUUAUAAUUGAUUGUUGAUUUCCAGAAAAUAAUGGCACAGCUUCCAACUUCAUUGACUGAGGUUAGAAGUAAUGUGAGGAAACUGUUGCCAUAGGGUUAGCAUUGUUUUGACAGACUGGCUGGGAUUGUUUAUAGUUUUACCUGAAUAUUAUUUAAGUAUCCAUAUUUGUCUUCUUGACUGUUCUUUUGAUGAGAAUUAUAUAAUUAUUUGUUGACGUAUAAUUUAUGACUGAAUCUUUACCGUUGGAAGAGCUUACAGUGUUUUCAUGAACUGAUCAUCUCUUGACAGAAAAAUUUACGUACCAUGCAUUCAGCUUCUCACAGGUUUGAUGAUCUGUAUAUUUUACUCAACCUCAUUUCCUCCAAGUGUAAAAUCAAAGGUAAAGUUGGGGGCAGACGCUGUAGCUGUGUGUUACAACAGCGCUCACCUCCAUGACCUCUACCCUUGACCCUGUGGUGGGUAAGAGUCCAUUACCCUGGGACACAGGAUAAGUGUGAUAUCUGGGUUACCACAGCUUACCUUCCCCAGGUUUCCCCAGGUACCCAUUUAUCAACCAGGCCAAAAGUGGGAAUGAACAGUUGAGGUGGCUGCCCUCCAACUGCCCAGGCUUGGAUCAAACCUAGGCCUGCCCAGAUUUGCAGCUAGUCAUGCUAACCACUACACCAUGUAGUGUUGUUCAGUAGUACUGUAUUUUUUUUCCUCAGAAUAUCACUUCAGAAAGACUAAAAUGCAAUUCUGAAACAGUAAACUCAUUUAUCAGAACUCAGCCUCAGC
Eriocheir sinensis (Chinese mitten crab) is the source of this 11340-nucleotide messenger RNA. RefSeq names its product endoribonuclease Dicer-like (gene Dcr-1). Bases 171 to 8129 code for a protein of 2652 amino acids. Gene Ontology annotation, biological process: pre-miRNA processing; siRNA processing; apoptotic DNA fragmentation. The transcript is spliced from 23 exons. NCBI's taxonomy places the organism in Eukaryota, Metazoa, Arthropoda, Malacostraca, Decapoda, Varunidae. The record is from RefSeq and is a predicted model, not a curated record. Gene Ontology annotation, molecular function: RNA binding; deoxyribonuclease I activity; ribonuclease III activity. Gene Ontology annotation, cellular component: cytoplasm; RISC complex; nucleus.